AUGCUGCGCAAUGAUUCGCUCAGCUCUGACCAAUCUGAGUCCCUACGACCACCCCCGCCCCGCCCCUACAAGAGCAAACGGGGCGGAAACAAGAGGCAGAUGUCUGUCAGCAGCUCGGAGGAAGAGGCUGGUUCGACACCAGAAUACACCAGUUGUGAAGAUGUGGAGAUUGAGAGUGUCAGCGAGAGAGGGGACUGGGAGUGCUGUCCACUGGACCCCACUGCGUGGCAUCAUCCGGUUACAUGGCAGCCCUCCAAGGAAGGUGAUCAUUUAAUUGGCCGAAUCACUCUGAGCAAGCGAACAGCCAUGCCAAAAGAGGCUGGGGCUCUGAUAGGGCUAAAGGUGGUCGGGGGGAAGAUUACAGAAACUGGGAGACUCGGGGCCUUCAUCACCAAAGUCAAGAAAGGAAGUAUAGCUGAUGUGGUGGGUCAUCUACGGGCCGGUGAGUCCAGAACCUCUCAGUUUGUAACUUAAAAAACUGUUAAUUGACUAA
This is a messenger RNA of Carassius auratus (goldfish), 493 nucleotides long. RefSeq names its product regulating synaptic membrane exocytosis protein 1-like. Gene Ontology annotation, biological process: calcium ion-regulated exocytosis of neurotransmitter; regulation of synaptic plasticity; positive regulation of synaptic transmission. Lineage: Eukaryota; Metazoa; Chordata; Actinopteri; Cypriniformes; Cyprinidae. Gene Ontology annotation, cellular component: cytoskeleton of presynaptic active zone; presynaptic membrane. Gene Ontology annotation, molecular function: transmembrane transporter binding; small GTPase binding. The record is from RefSeq and is a predicted model, not a curated record. The transcript has 4 exons. The coding region runs from base 1 to 474 and encodes 157 amino acids.